This is a messenger RNA of Ochlerotatus camptorhynchus, 437 nucleotides long. RefSeq names its product flexible cuticle protein 12-like. The record is from RefSeq and is a predicted model, not a curated record. Gene Ontology annotation, molecular function: structural constituent of chitin-based larval cuticle. NCBI's taxonomy places the organism in Eukaryota, Metazoa, Arthropoda, Insecta, Diptera, Culicidae. Bases 95 to 406 code for a protein of 103 amino acids. The transcript is spliced from 2 exons. Gene Ontology annotation, cellular component: chitin-based extracellular matrix.
CCCAAACAAAACAACUCGAACGUUGGUGUUGCAGUUUUAGAACGAAUUUUGAAUUUCAUUUGCACAGUUGUUCCGAGAAUUUUUCAAAGGAAACAUGAAAGUUCUGAUUGUAUUCGCCCUGAUCGCCUUGGUUGCCGUGAGCGCCGAUAGCCAGAUUCUCAAGUACGAAAACGUUGCCGACGGAGAGGGCACCUACAAGUUUGCCUAUGAAACCGACGAUGGAACGUCUCGCGUCGAGCAGGGUGACCAGAAGGGUGAAGAUCUGACCGUGCAGGGCAAUUUCCAGUUUGUCGGCGACGAUGGCCAGGAGUACAAGGUCAAGUAUGUUGCCGAUGGGCAGACUGGAUUCCGUGCUGAAGGUGCCCAUGUCCCGAACGAGUACGUUGACAAGCUGUCGACUUUGUAAGCUAUGUGAAUAAAAUGUGUGAUAUAUUUGA